CGACACGCGACUCUCCUCAAACGCCCGAAACGACCCUACCAAUUCACCCAACUCAUAACACUCUCCGACGGCAGCACGCUUACACAUCGCACAAGCUCGCCUGCGCCGAUAUACAAGAGCACAAAAGAUACAAAAAACCAUGCAAUGUGGAAUCCGAGUUCGCAGAAAUUGUUGAAUGUAGAGGAAGAUGAGGCUGGAAGACUGAGGAAGUUCAGAGCGAAGUUUGGGAGAGGAUAUGAUGCUGAGACUAUGAGUGGCGAGGAGGAGGUGCAACAAUACCGUAAAUGGGAUGCUUUAAGUCCGCAUGAAGAGGAGGAGAGUGUCUUGGAUCUGAUUUCGACGUUCGGACAGAAGGCGGAGAAGAAAGCGAAGGCGAAG
Molecule: messenger RNA, 378 nt
Organism: Pseudocercospora fijiensis CIRAD86
Lineage: Eukaryota; Fungi; Ascomycota; Dothideomycetes; Mycosphaerellales; Mycosphaerellaceae
Exons: 2
Biological process (GO): mitochondrial translation
Cellular component (GO): mitochondrial large ribosomal subunit
Molecular function (GO): structural constituent of ribosome
Source: RefSeq, a predicted model, not a curated record